AUGAUGGGCGUUCCAUUCGUCGAAUUGAGGCCCGUCUACCGUCACAGAGUGCACACUACCUUACAGUGUAUCAAUCGGAAAUUUCCUUUCCUUGAGGCUUCUCAGCCGUUGAAGAUCGUCCCGGCUCGGGUCGAACUAUCCGCCGGUGCGGUUCGCACACCCUCGUGGAACUGUCGCGUUUUGCAACGUCCAUCCAACGGUUCCGUGAGGGCACACGGCCCCGUUUUUGACGACGAUGCCGAAAACCGUCAGAGGGAAAAGAGGCUCCACAACGGUGCUUUGCCGUCGUACCUGCCCUUCGCCGCGCAUCAAAACAUCGACGUCAUUUCUUCAGGACCCAUUCGAGAUGCAAGAGGGUUCAUCCUGCCACAACCGCCUGUACCCCAGACAAUGCAACCACAAACCCUCUGCGCAAUGUGUACGGCUCGCAGACACGUAUGCACGCGACAGCAGACAACAAUGCACGUCUGUUCCCACGACCGCUCGACCGACGAUAUUGGCACUGUCUCGAGAAAGACCCUGAAAAGGAACAACUUCCAGGUUUGGGCCCUCCACUUGGUGAACGCUGUGGCCCACCUAAGUCUCGAGAACCAAAGCUGCUCACGGCACGACGGACGGGCCUCGUUUUCCACUAAUCCAUCUUCGUGCUUGAAAUCGAUCCCCCCGCGCCUGGGUUGCUCACGAGUCGCGCCCGGUCAAGACCCCAAGAUCCCAAGACCCUUGAACAUCGUGGAGGAGGGGAAGCAAACUGAAUCACCGUUGACGGUUGAAUAUCGCUUAUUAGUCAACUUGUUGUGCAAUAAGCAUAGUAGUAGAGAGCUCCAACCUUCGGCCAAAAUACUCAAAUUCAAGGCAGAAAUAAUUGAAUAUCAUUCAUUAUGUCAAUUGAGUUAUGCUGCAUGCGGUGCUAUCAUCGCAGCCAUGCCAAGGGUAAACAAACGCCCGUCACUUUCCACUUCCUAUCAACACCCUACCGUAUACAAGAUCAAUGAAGCAUACGGAAAUACCCCCAAAGAAAUCAAACUGAUCUUCUCACCGCAAUUUGAAAGCAUCUUCAGCAAGGUAUCACAUGUGGGUCGUGAAGCCGGGGUGAGCAGCAAAGUGGGGACAUAUCACACGACGAGAAUCAACCAAAAAACAUACAACUCCAGGUAUGCGCUGGUCGUCACCGACCCAACUACUAAUCCGGCCCUCAUUGGCUUGUCUAUGGGAGAGCGGACGGGAUCCCGAAUUUUCCAAUGGAAGGAAGUUUGUGUGGUUGUGAAGAGUGGAAUCCCCGAACCUUCACUAGACUCCACCAAAGAGCAUGAGAGGGACAAUAGAGAAUACGUUCCUUGCAGAAUUGUUCUUCUACAGACUUCUUGGGCUACUUAG
This is a messenger RNA of Colletotrichum lupini, 1374 nucleotides long. RefSeq lists its product as uncharacterized. NCBI's taxonomy places the organism in Eukaryota, Fungi, Ascomycota, Sordariomycetes, Glomerellales, Glomerellaceae. The transcript has 9 exons. Bases 1 to 1374 code for a protein of 457 amino acids. The record is from RefSeq and is a predicted model, not a curated record.